This is a messenger RNA of Mesorhabditis spiculigera, 1008 nucleotides long. NCBI's taxonomy places the organism in Eukaryota, Metazoa, Nematoda, Chromadorea, Rhabditida, Rhabditidae. The record is from the annotation of a GenBank genome assembly.
AUGAAGUCCCUCUUCCUGACCGCCGCGGCCUUGGCCGCUGUGUUGGCCGCCCCGGCCCCCGAACAGCUUUCGGGCCAAGCCCUUGUUGACUACGUCAACGCUAACACGAACCUGUGGAAGGCCGAAUUGAACACCAAAUGGACCCUUCCUCAAUUCAAGAAGCGUUUGAUGAAGUCUCAGUACGUCAAGGUCCCAGCUGGAGUCCCAGAGGUCACUCACUCUGAUGUUGUCUUCGCUGCCCCAGCCACCUUUGAUGCCCGUACUGCUUGGCCCCAAUGCAAGUCCAUCCAAUGGAUCCGUGACCAGUCUGACUGCGGAUCUUGCUGGGCUUUCGCUGCUGCCGAAAUCGCAUCUGACCGUCAUUGCAUUGCCAACGACAAGGUCCCGUUCAACUCGAUGCUUUCGUCUCAGGAUGUUCUCUCGUGCUGCGGAUACAAAUGCGGAGAUGGAUGCGAGGGUGGAUACCCGAUUGCUGCCAUGCAGUACUGGCAAUCCGAUGGACUUGUGACUGGAACCUCUUUCCUCGACCAUCAGGGAUGCCUGCCGUACUCGAUUGCCCCGUGCGGAGCCCACAACGGAACCUACAACAAGAAGUGCCCGGAUGACAUCUACCCGACCCCCAAGUGCGACAAGAAGUGCCAGUCUGGAUACUCCAACAGCUGGACCGCCGAUAAGCACUACGCUUCUUCCGCCUACAAGGUCUCCCGUCAGCCAGCUGCCAUCCAGGCUGAGAUCCAGAAGAACGGACCAGUUGAGGCUGCCUUCAUCGUCUACGAGGACUUCUACCACUACUCCUCGGGAGUCUACCACCACGUCUCUGGACAGGAGCUCGGAGGACACGCCGUCAAGAUCCUUGGCUGGGGAACCGAGUCUGGAACUGACUACUGGCUUGUUGCCAACUCCUGGGACACUGACUGGGGAAUGUCCGGAUACUUCAAGAUCCGUCGUGGAAACGACGAGUGCGGUAUGGAGGACGGUAUUGUCGCUGGACUGCCCAAGGUCAGCAAA